AUGUCCACCACCACUCCAGAAACGAGAACUUCGUUCGGGACGAAACGACGAAACGCGCUAAUCGCCGCAAAAGACGAGAUGAAUAAACCGCCGCUUCCUCGAUUAACCGUGACCAUGAACGCCCCUUUGUGCAUACGGGCGAGAUUUCAAUCCUUCCUUUCAGGAAAAUCCAAACAACCGGAUUACGACGCGCGAGAUUGGUUACGAACGGUCGUCUUCGCGCCGAGAAACAUACGAGGGUUCGAGAAUAUCCGCAACCCGUGGUUGUGCGUCCAAUUCGUGACCAUUUUGUGGGUGCUGUUUACGAAAAUCAUCGAACCGAAACCGUUGAAAACGUUUAGCGAACAGUUGAGUAAAGUCGAGUCGGUGUAUUUGAUUAUGUUCUCGACGCUGGGAUUUUUAAUCGUGUUUCGACUGACGAGAGCGGCGGUGAGAUUUUGGGACUGCAGGCAAGCGUGGGGGAACAUGGUUAUUUACAGUCGGUGCGUAGCGGACGCGCUGAUGGUUCGCGCGGAGGAAGUUCAAAUGGAUUGCAACAAGAGCGAGGAGGUGACUCGCGAAAUCGUUGCGGCGUGCGACGAUUGCGUGGCGUGGUGCGCGGCGUUCGCGGUGAGUUCGAAGCAGUUUUUACGAGGGAUUGACGCGUUACCCAAGGAAGAGUUGCUUGGCGUUUUGUCUGAAGAAGACGUGAACAAGUUGCAAAAAUCGCCGCAUCAGCCGAUGUUUUGUUACUCGAUGAUGCGCAGGUGUUCGAGUAGGAUUUACGUGACGUAUAGACAUUCCCAGAAGAGCGAGAUGAGGGAGAUGCACGAAACUAUACGAGACGAAAGUGGAAGAAGCGAGUUGAGCAAAUACUUACAAGGUUUAAUCACGCAAGAAGGCGCGUUAGAACGUCUCCGAGCGACAAAGUUGCCGCAAAUUUACGUCGCGCAUUUGAGAACGUUUUUGAUUUUGUAUUGCUUUUCGAUUCCGUUCGUAUACGCGAUGAAUUGGGGUUGGGCGACAAUACCAGCGACUGCGAUUGCCACGUUCGCGUUGAUGGGCGUGGAAGGUGCGGCCAUGGAAUGCGAAAUCCCUUUCGAUGCGAACAGGGCGAACCAUUUGCGCAUGGAUCAGUAUUGCGAAACGAUUGUGAAUUCGUGCGCGUUGUUGGCGCAAUGGGGCGGCGAAGAACAAGCGAAGAAAGAAUUAAACGGCGGGAGAAGGGAAACGAUCACCGAAGAAAGCAUAGACGAAGAGUGCGAGCGAAUGACUGUGGUGGCAGCAAACGAAGGAGACAAUGGUGGCGUCGAUCAAUCGAAAGACACGACCUCAACGAGUCUCUACGAAACGACGCGAGAGGAGAUGAACAGAAGAUUGAGCAUAAGCAAAGAACACGUCACCUUGGACGUUUUGAAUACUAACGCGACGCCGACAGAGUUUACCCCAGCCGGCGCCGCUUUCGGUAUAGAACGGACGGGGAGCGCUAUGAGCGGCAUCUCACUAACGCCUCAAAACGAGCUCACUUCACAGAGUUUAGAAAACAUCGCGGAGACGCUUAAAACCGGUUGA
Messenger RNA from Bathycoccus prasinos, 1551 nucleotides. RefSeq lists its product with no specific name. Lineage: Eukaryota; Viridiplantae; Chlorophyta; Mamiellophyceae; Mamiellales; Bathycoccaceae. Bases 1 to 1551 code for a protein of 516 amino acids. The transcript has a single exon. The record is from RefSeq and is a predicted model, not a curated record. Gene Ontology annotation, molecular function: chloride channel activity.